AAACGCGGAAAGACCUCUGAGACGGUUUUCCCUGUCUGUCCAACGCGAAAGCAAGUGGUUUUGUAAUAAAAGAAAAUACUAUUUUGUAUGCAUCGUAUUUACCGUAACAUUUGCACGUCUUUUCCACAUACAGCUUUCUGCGGAAUCCGACAAAUGAGGCUUAGGGUCUGCUCCCAGCACGUCCUGACCGACCUACCUGUCCCCACCUCUUUGUGACACGGGAGUGCCCCCAACCGCAGCCAGUGCAGCAGGAGCGCGAUGAGCGUGGGACUGCCCGUCUGCACCCCUCGUCCACCCCUACUGGAGUCCGUGUGCGCCCGGCCCCUCAAACCCACGUAGCUGACGCUGAACACUUCAAGGUUGCUGCCUCUCGGAUUGAGACCACGGUGACCGCGGCCGCUCUGACUGUUCUGAGUUGAGGGGAGCCAGCCUUAUAGGUGGGGAUGUCUGAACAAACAGAGCUAAGGGAGUGCGAUGAGGCCUUUGAGUCAGAAGAGGGCGACAUUGAGCCAUACCUGGAAGAUGGAGAGAGCAGCAGGGAGCUUUUGGAGAGGCUGAGGGAGCUUGAGGCUGAGAAUUCUGCCCUGGCCCUGGCCAACGAGAGCCAAAGAGAGGCAUACGAAAGGUGUCUGGAUGAGGUUGCCAAUCAUGUGGUACAGGCUCUCCUCAACCAAAAGGACCUGCGAGAGGAGUGCAUUAAGCUGAAGAUGCGGGUGUUCGACCUGGAGAGGCAGAACAGGACCCUGACAGAGCUCUUCCACCAGAAACUGCAUUGUCAGCCCAGCCCGCCGCAGCAGAUGUUGCUGGCUCCCUUUCCAGAACACAGCACAGAGCCCCAGCUCAUGGGCCCAGACAAGUCGGGGGUGCCCCAGGACGAAGGGCAGACCAAGAGCAGCGGGGAUUGCACACGGAACAGUACAGCUGGCGCCCUGGGUCCAGCCACCUCCAUGGAGGCCCUGUCCCCCUUCUUCAAAAAGAAAGCUCACAUCCUGGAGGUCCUCCGCAAGCUGGAGGAGACUGACCCCCUCAAAUUCUGUCCUACAGCUGGCCUCUCCCCCUAUCGUGACUUGGGCCAGGUGCUGGUCCCGGAGGGAGCAGCCCUCGCCCCCUGGCAGCCGCUCUGCCGCCACUCCUGCUCGGACUCGGACCUCCACGAGUACAUGAAUGGUGAGGGGGCCCUGCGGGAGGACCGCGGGCCAGACAGCUGCUGGUCCUGCCAGGCACUCUCACAGAAAAGUCUGGACAGUCUGCUGCGGUGCGGCCGAGGCCACGGUGCCUCGCACACCACCAGAUCGGACACUCUUGGCGGCCAGGGGCUGCCUGCACAUGGCACAGGCCUGCAGACCGCCGCCAACCCCGCCAACAGCACGAGCGAGCCCUGCAUCCACAGCUUGCCAAUGGAGAGGAGCAGCAUUUCCCCAGGGUGCAAGCGGGCUAAUCCCAAUGACCUUCCGCAGCUCAUGGGGUCCGACUUGCACCCGUACUCGCUCGCUGACGAUGGUGAGCUGGGUGGCCACACCAACGGGGAUCCUGAGGAGCCCCCGUCACCUGAAGAGCCGGAGAGCUUCAAUUCCCAUGAAGACAGGCACCUGGACACACUCUCCAGCAUGGCUGUCCUCAUGCAGAAGGAAUCAGGCGAUCUCCAGAUAAGCACAAAGCACAUGGACACCACAGCCUUCCAGAGUCGGAGCAUGAAUGGGCAGGUCGUCAGCACAGAGGAGUGCUACCUCAAAGUGGCCCCCGAAGUAGCUGGUGUGGAAAAUGGCUUUUACACCACUACCUCAAACCUGUCUGUCCUUGGGGUCCUUGAUGGUUCUCAGAUCACAUACUGUGAACAGGACACCAAGGAGCAGGUCUGCAACGGCCUGUACUUCCCUCCUAGUGAGAUGCCAGUCCCUAGAAAGGUAGUCGAAUCUUACUCUGAAGGCUUGGCACCUGAAAAGAGCAGCACAGAGGCACAGCUGCCUCCCUCUGGAAAGACCAAAACAGUGGUCAGCCCCACAUCCCCAUCCUGCCUUGAUGAGGUAAAACCCUCCCCCAUCUCCUCCCCAUCCAGGCUGCUGAAGUUCCUGAAGAUACCCUCCAUUGGGGAGCGGGCCCAAGCUUCCAACCCACUGCGGCUUAGCCCCCAGCUCACCCGCAGCUCCAAGAUCCCCUGCCGAAACAACAAUUACGAGGUUUACCACUCCCCUGUCUUGGCUCGCAAGGCCACUGCGACAGAGAGAGACGGGCAGCCUCCCUCCUCCAAGGUGGACUACCCUGCCACACACUCUGCCCCCACCUCCCCUCCUAAGCCCGAGGACCCUAACUCACCAACCACCAGGGAGGUGAGCUACAGCAGCCACUCAGCACCCAAAGCCAGCCGCAAUGCCAAGCUGGCUCCAUCACCCCAUCCUCAGGGAGGCCUCCACAAAGUAUCCCACUACGAGAAUGUCUCUGAGCUCUCCACUUCCUGCCAGGUGGAGGGGGGGCCCCAGUUCCUUGAGCAACUGAAGGCUCCCCACUUUUCUUCUUACCCUCACAACGAGGGUCCCAUGGAGAAGCAGCCAAGCUCUUUUGAUGAGACAGAUCUCUGUGAUCAUAGCCUGUCCCCUGCAGGUAACCCGGUAUGUGACCAGGACUCCAACAGUGCUGCCUGGUACAAGAUCCACAACCACCACAGCUUGCCCUCGUCCUCUGUCUCCCACAAAGCCACGAGCAUCUCGAAUUACUCCAGCAUGAAGGACAGACCACAGAACAGGGGGGUGCCUGACUCACAGGGUUUGGAGUCCUCCCAAUUGCAAGAAAUUGUCAAGAGAAAUGAACCACCCACUGUUCCCAAAAGGCCAACAGCUGGGAGGUCCCCAAGCGAGUCCAGUCACCACCCAUUCAAAGAGCGCCUGGCAGUUCUUGGUAAGCUGAAGAGCUCAGAGGACUUGAUAGUCAGUCCACAGCCAGUAGACAAGAAGGAUGCACAGUCCAGUACCAGUAAAGUAUUGUCCAGCAACAGUGAGAAAAGCAAAACAGCAGAGAGGCAGGGAGAUCGGAGUGUGUCUGAACACAGACACUCCAAAUACACUGAUUCCUUGGAUGGGAAGCCUUAUCCUAAAUCCAACCUUGGUAACUAUGCCCUGAAGUUCCCAGGUCCCUGUGUAGCUUAUGAACCAGGAGCAAAAUCCUCAACAGGAAAUCCGUAUGUUUAUGUAGCCAAGCCAGAGGGCCCAAAGGUAAAGGCGAGCAUGCCGUCCUCCACCCCAGACCCUCCUCAGGUUUUGCGGAACUACAUAAAAUGCGCCACCGCCCCAAACCUUUCUCACAACAGCAAAGUUGCCCCCAGUCCUCAGAGCAGCCCCACCAAGGUACCGUCUAAAUCACCCUCCAAGCCCAGCCAAGCCUCCUCCAGCGGGCGAGGGCCCAAACCUGGGCAAGAGGACCGUGCCGCCGCUCAGAAGCACUCCCCUCGAGCAGAAGACAAGACCAAGCUGACUGCGGGCAAGAAGAAGACCCCCACCUAUACAGACAACCUACCACCACCCCCUCCCAGGCCUGCUGAAGCCAACGAGGACAAGAGGGCCUUCGCCCCAUGUAUCCAGUCUGCCAUUGAGCAGAAGGUGAUGAAGGGCAUUGAGGAGAAUGUGCUGAAGCUACAGGAGCAGGACCGGGGGCAGGCAGCCGAGGCUAAGCAGAAGGCCUCAAAUGGCAUUGCCAGCUGGUUUGGGCUAAGGAAGAGCAAGCUCCCAGCCCUCAGCCGCAAGCCAGAGAUGUCCAAGCUCAAGCUCAACAUGUCGGCCGCAGCCAAGGACCCCAAAGCCUCUGCCAAGAAGAAGCUGGAGGUGGAGAGCCUGAACAUCUCCAAGCUGAUGGAGAAGGCAGAGGACCUGCGCAAGGCUCUGGAAGAGGAGCGGGCCUACGUGAAUGGGGUGGCCCUGGACCGGCCCAGUAGAGGCCACUCCUGCGAGGUGGUGAUGGAUCAGGCCCAGGGCCAGCUGUCUGUCAUGUACAGGGGUGUGGCCUCUGACAACUUCAUGCAGCAGCUGCUGAACAGGGUGGAUGAGAGGGGCACCAAUAGCUUUGGCCUGGCACACCGGCGCCUCUCCUUCGACUCCAAGAAGUCACGACCCAUCUUAGGCCAUCAGAGGGAUGGUGUAGGUCACACCAAAAGCAGGGAAGAGAUGGAAAAGGGUUCAGACCUGGUCAGCAAAGAUGAUGUCACUUCAGAUGAGAGUUUGGCUGAGUCCAUCAAUUCUCAGCACUUUGCAGGUUCCGGGUCCUCCAUGCGCACUCUUGACAGUGGCAUUGGUACCUUCCCUCUGCCUGACUACGCUGGUGGCGCAGCGGGGAAGAGCAUCCCCAAGAUGAAGCCCCCGGGGGAGCAGGAGUCAGCCUCCUCCCAUGGGAAGACAGGGCUCUUGACAAAGGUUCCGCGCAAGGCUCGAACCCUGGAAAGGGAGCUGUCCUCCCUGGAGGAGGUCAGCCCCUCCGCCCUAUACAGCACCGCCUUGGAGGGGAGGGGCCCUAGCGUUCACCUGUCCAGCACCAUCCACGAAGAUGUUGAUUCCUAUGAGGCACACGUGCAAUCUCCACCCUCCAAGAACUGGACCUUCCCCAACCUGAAAGCUUCAGCGGGGCCUGCUGAUGUUUACCUGGGAGUGAAGGAGGAGGUGGAGCCAGCAGUCCAGGGAACUCCCUUCAGAAGGAACCUGAAACCAUGUGGCCCCACAGCCCCCCGUGAGGUGGACCCAGCCAGCCUCCCUCUGCCGCCCCAGCUGGGGAUGGGCCGGCGGGGGAAGGGCCGCACCCCCAGCGCCCCGGAGAUGGGUAAGGAGCCAGGCCUGGAGCUGGCAAAGGAGCGUGCGGAUGACAUCCUGUCCCCCAGUCGCACCCAGGCACUGGAGACGCCGGAGUCCCUGAGCGACUCCCUGUACGACAGCCUGUCAUCCUGCGGGAGCCAGGGAUGACCCUGACAGCCCGCACCAACCCCCAGAGCGCACCGAGGGAGAGAAUCCAUGCCCCCUCUGCCCUCACACCCCUCACCCCAGACACCCCCCCCCAUGGUGUGUCUGCACCCUCCUGAAUGUGUGUACUGCCAUCCUCAGACCUGCGGGCUGAGCCAGACAGGGGUGGGAUGGGAGGAGGACAGGGAGAGGCAGCGGGAAGAGGGACAACAUCCAGCACACCUGACCUUCCCCCACGGGCAUGGUGACGACACGGAUGGACAGAUGAGACACGCACAUGCCCCCUUCCGCCAUACCCACUGUAGAUACACCACCCCUCUGCUUUCCACAUUGUUAGACCAGAUUUCCAAGGCCUUGCCUGUGGUCACCCUGAAACACACCAGACUUAUAUGGAAUGGCCUCAGGAAGGUAGACAUUACCACACUGUUCCAUUACCGCUGUCCUCAGUGACAGUGGAGUUCAGAGGCAGAUUUGGAGUCUCUUUCUCUGGAAGUAUUGGGACCACCUGUAGCCACAUUUCCACUGACCCAAAUUAACUGUAGGUCAGCUAUACCUGAGGCAAGUUGGCUUCCCCACAGCAAAGUGACCCCAAAGAUCCCAAGAUACAGCACUAGGUUCACCUAAAGCACAGGCAACGGACAUAGACAUAGUGUUUGUCCUGUUUCAAACGCCACAGACAGAAUUUGUGUCUCAUGCUAAGCUAACUCUUAGCUAGGGAGCACAGUCAGAUUCACACUGUAAUCUAUAGUACAUGAUAGAAAGUAAACAAGUAUUUUACUUUCUUUGUUGCACAGUGGAUCCGCUUACAACCAGAAUCAUUCACCACCACCUUUUUUAUGGUCUCUUCAAACAGGAGUAAAACAAGCAGAACCUUCAGAAUAUCUUCCUCUAUCACAAGCUAACAAUUUGAACAGCUAGCCAACAACUGAAAAAGCUCACUCAUGUAUCUACAAGCAAACAUAAUACUGGCAGGUGUGGACAGCUCCAGAAAAGUUCAGCCGUAGGGGUAAGCAGCAGGUGAAACGCAGAGUCACAGUAGAAUAGACACACACAGUGGAGGAUCAGUGGAGAUGCGGCCAGUGACAUGAAUCAAAAGACGACUGUAGUUACUGCCACGCAGAUGUGCUCCCCGACUUUUUUAUUUAUUUUAUUUUUUCCAUUGAUAGAUAGUAUGAAAAUAUUGCUAAACAGGUUUCAGUUUAUUUGACUUUUUUAUUGUAAAUGUGAAUGUUACUCUUGUCACUCAUUUCACUUUGUUGUUUCCUUUUAUAAUUAUUCUUUUUUAACUUGAAGGAAAUGGAAAAAAAAUGUCUUUGGUGAGUAGAAGCAGCGACUUCAAUUCCACCAAAUAAAGGUGUUACUGUCAGCAAUCUGUGCAUCAAGUGAUUAAAUGUUAAAAAGUCAGCAAUAAAAGAAGGACAUGAAAUGGCCCCAAAAGAAGUGGAGAUGAAAAACAGCUCAAGGCAAAAAAAAAAAAAAAAAAGUUUUAUAUUUUUGAAGCAAGAUGAAUAAACCCUUGGGUUGGGCAGCCUCAGGGGCUGGAGUCUGGGUGUAUCUGCAUCUGGUCCAAUAACGACUGCAGCUGAGUGUAAUGAGACUGGAGUGAAAAGCAGACCCAUUGUGGUCCCAUGAAGGUCUGAAGCCUCCUGGUUCUGUUCUAAAGCUGCUACGCUCACUCCAACAUUCAUACUCUCGGACACACACAUACACACACACAGAGGCUCUACAUUGACAGCAAAAACAACACCUUGCAGGAGUGGUUGUUCAGCUGAAGCGCAUCGAUCCAGUUUUGAUCCCCAUUGCUUCAGGCUAACUCACCGGAAGGUAGGCCUCAAUUUAUGCAGGGCUUUGGUGCUUCACUGUGUUCUGGUCAGUCCACAAGUCUACCUGAACCAACCUGAAAUCAAGAUUUCCAGGGGAAGCUUUUUGACAGCAGCCUGACUGUGAUUAAGCAUUCCUGGGUGCACAACAAAAGGCCAAGCCACUUUGCUACUUCAGCUUCUGCAGCUCCAGCAGCCCCGCGAACAGGCAGUAACCCAGUGCCUACUCAGACAUUCUGUGCUAUAACGGUAGAAGGGAGUACACGGCUACAAGCUGUAUGGGUAGCAAAGCAUAGUGUCAUUUAGCCAUAUGAGCUAGUGCAAGUGUGCAGUUAUUUUCAUACAUGAAAACUGGUCUGACCCCACUUUCCUGCAGUUCCCCUUCCUCCAGUUCCCCUUCCUCCAGUUCUUGUGCCAGUUCUCAGGCUAACCCUAUAUGCAGCCACUGUGUUACGUGCUUAACAUACUGUAGAGUAGGUGUAUUGACUGCAGGAGGCAUAGCGGGGCCCCUCUGCCCCUCCCCCUCUGUCAAUCUAUACUUGGACCCUGUCACUUAUUUCUCUCUGCCUUCUUCGAUGUCCUGCAGGGCAUAGACAUCCUUCCCUUUCAGAAAUUUUGUCGAGGUUUCAUAAAAGUUUGAGGUGUUUUUGCCUUCCUCUGGCAGAAGUUCCUUAUGAAAUUGCUGAACCAAGCCUUGAAAUUUUGAAACCACACCACACGUUUUCUCCUGUUUCUUCCAAUAUCUUGCCCCCCACCGUUCUGAUUGGUUCAUCGAGGACUCGCUCUGCAGUAUGUGUGAAAGUGAUCGGCCAGCCGGAGGUAAUUAAUAACAUUUGUGUUUAACAGUCUGUCAAUGUUCCCCUGAUUCUGUAUCUGAGUUAAAGAUGGGAGGCAAAGGUAAAGACACAGGCUUCAUACAGAGAGAGGCUGAAGAGCUUUCGUUUGACAGCCUUCAUCUUCUCUUCAGUGUAGGAAAACAAGAUCGAGGGCCAUCUCUUCAAAUGUUUUUUCCUUUCCUCUGUAAGGAUAUUGUGUCUGUUCCUUGGUCAUCCAUUCACUCAUAAUUGAAAACUGCUGCACUUAUAACAAAAGAGAUGCCCUGUCGUUGAAUGAACUUCUGACUCUCCCAGUUACUGUGUUCACUUUUAUAAGCCUGGAGCUAAAAAGGAAUCAAAUUGCUUUUUAACUGUCCAGAGCUUGCAGUGCUUUCUGCAAUAUGAAUCAUGGCCCCCUCUCUCACACACACUUCACAUUUCCCAGCCUCUGGAGGGUACGUUUGAAAUCUGUGCAAUUAGCCAACUUUUGACUCAUUUAUGGGGAUGGUACACUGAAAGCCAUUUUUCCUUUCUUUGUAAAAUAGUGAGCCUUUUGGAGCUCAGCACAUGUGAGGGCAUAGAGGAGAGGCCUUCCUCAUUCUGUGGAAAUAAAGACUGGUUUCUUUUUUAUUUUUACAUUUUCCCCUCUUUUCUCCCCAUUUUAGCGGUCAGCAAUUAUAUGCUUAUUCAGCUUGUCACUGGCAUAACAACAUCCUUUGAACCCAUGUGGGUGUGCGAGGCGAGCGACUUUCCACUGCAAGUCCCAGGGUGCACCAGGAGGCAUACACUGUCUGAGUAUCUCACAGACAUCCACACAAGUCCCAGGGUGCAGCAGGACAGCAUGGUCCCCCCCUGGCCGAUCUACCUACUCCUAUCCCUGACAGAACGAAGCCAAUAUGCUGGACCUCUGAUCAUUUUUUACAUAUGAUACAGCCAAUUUUUUACCCAUACUUAAGGGCUCAGUUUGCGCUUGAAACAAGCUACUCGGGAGCUGUAAAACAUAAACAUCAUUAUACACACAUGUUCCAUUCCUAACACACACACACACACACGGCAGGUGGUGGUGAAUUUUUUUCAGGCUGUCUCAGUAGUGCCACACCCAGGUAAACAGGGACUUUGAAAAACACCUUUCACAAUCACAUUCCAGCCAGCUGCUGCAACCAGCACAGGCUGCUUCUGAAAAAAUAUUCACUGCCAGAGCUGACAAAGUCGAGCACUUUGGCAAAAUGUUAUUUUCAUGCUGUGCAAUUUACAUGGAGUGCGCUGAAGUUAAACUGGAAUGGGUGUCUGGGCUCCUUUGGGAGCUUCCUAGCACAUUUGUUUCUCCUCUGAGAGUUUCCCCUUUUACUCUGAGGUCACAUUUCUGAAAUGUGCUGCAAUUUUUGGUGCUAGCAUGCACAUGCUUCGGGGACAGUGACACUAGCAGCCUGACUUAGCCAAACAUUGGUCCAACUCCACUUGGCAGCUCUGUCUUGCAAAGCCAUGUGUUGGUGAGGGACCUGGCCUGGACUGAGUGGUAUCUGAGCUCACAUUAGCCACACCGUUGGUUUCACAAACUCAGUGGCUCUCUCUCUUAAGGAGUUAUGUGGUUUUAUACUCAUUUUGCAGUGUGCUCAUUUAUUUUGUAUGUAGCAAUACUUGGAUUGAUUUUUUUUUUUUCG
This is a messenger RNA of Megalops cyprinoides (Indo-Pacific tarpon), 9230 nucleotides long. RefSeq names its product nck-associated protein 5-like. Gene Ontology annotation, biological process: microtubule depolymerization; microtubule bundle formation. Lineage: Eukaryota; Metazoa; Chordata; Actinopteri; Elopiformes; Megalopidae. The record is from RefSeq and is a predicted model, not a curated record. Gene Ontology annotation, cellular component: microtubule plus-end.